Messenger RNA from Jatropha curcas, 1142 nucleotides. RefSeq names its product Thioredoxin superfamily protein. The record is from RefSeq and is a predicted model, not a curated record. Gene Ontology annotation, molecular function: oxidoreductase activity. Lineage: Eukaryota; Viridiplantae; Streptophyta; Magnoliopsida; Malpighiales; Euphorbiaceae.
UAGGUUGGUGAAGACGUUAUCGAAACAGUCAAACAAACCAUGAAAUUAAACCUGCCCUCUCCUAUAAAGCAAAUCCAAUUCUUGCGAUUCCCCAUUGGCUAUGCGUUUGGUAGCUCUUCAAAAAGUCUGUCUCAGCUUCAUUAUUCUUCCAGUUUUCUGGAAAUCUUUGUGCUUGCUGUUUUAAUUACUGGACCAAUCUUUCAGAUUGGAGCCUGAUUAAGUUUCUUGGUUAGAAAGGGAGCCGAUACUCUCCUCAAGGAUCAUGAGUCAGUCAGUCGGUAACAGUAGCGGCAAGAAGCUCAUUCGAAUUGAUAUCAGUUCAGACACUGUAUGCCCAUGGUGCUUUGUUGGCAAGAGAAAUUUAGACAAAGCCAUUGCUGCCUCCAAAGACAGAUUUGAUUUUGAGAUAAAAUGGCAUCCAUUUUUUCUUAAUCCAUCCGCCCCUAAAGAAGGCAUUAAUAAGCUGCAGUUUUAUAGGGAAAAGUUUGGAUCCCGAACUGAUGCAAUUAUAGCUCGGAUGACAGAGGUUUUUAGGGGUCUUGGUCUGGAAUAUAACAUAUCUGGUCUCACCGGCAACACUUUAGACAGCCACCGGCUUUUAUAUUUUGCUGGCCAACAGGGUCCUGACAAGCAACAUAAUCUUGCAGAGGAAUUGUUCCUUGGUUACUUCACAAAGGCUAGAUACCUCGGUGAUAGUGAGUUUCUUUUGGAAUGUGCUGCAAAGGCUGGGGUAGGGGGUGCUGCAGAAUUCCUCCAAGAUCCACCCAAUAAUGGUGUCAAGGAGGUUAAUGAGGACCUCCAGAAGCACUCUGCAAAUAUCACAGGAGUUCCAUACUAUGUGAUUAACGGAAAGCAGAAGUUGAGUGGUGGCCAGCCUCCAGAGGUUUUCCUCAAAGCUUUUGAUGCUGCAGCAAGUUAACAGUUUAUCCCUGUUAAAAAGCUUUUAUUUUUCAUUUCCAUAUGCAGGAAGGAUUUCUUUGCCUGUACUUCUAACAUCGUAAAUAUCAGUUGACAUGUACAAGUAUCCUUUUCAUGCGAUAUAUUUAUUUACUUAUACCUUGAAUCAUACGGGUAUAGUUUACUACAUAUGUUGGAUGAGACAAUAACAAGUUAACAAUAAAUGAAGAUUUCACUUUCUUAUA